GCGUGAUAUCCAUGACGUUUUACGGGUUGUCGAUGAACACAGAAAAUAUCGGUGGCGAUUUUUACCUGAACUUCAUGCUACUUGGGUUUAUGGAUUUCCCGUCCUCUCUGCUAUUGCUACUGUUAUUGAAUAGAAUCGGCAGAAAGAAAAUGUUCUGUACGUCUAUGAUCGUGGGUGGCGUAUCGUGUCUAUCAACAUUGUUUACUACAACCUAUGGAGGCGAAUCUCUUCACGGUUUGACUGUCGCUCUGGUGUUGAUAGGAAAGCUUGGAGCAAGUUGUGCGUUCGGUAGUGUCUACAUAUUAACGUCAGAAUUGUACCCCACCGUGGUGAGAAAUGCCGGUAUGGGGGCGUGCUCCUGUUUUGCCCGGUUUGGAUCUAUGAUAGCUCCGUAUGUUAUUUCAUCGGCUGCGGACAUUGGAGGGACUACCGGGAAGGCAGUUCCAUUGAUUGUAUUCGGUUCAGCGUCCAUUGCCGCCGGGUUACUGGCCCUCCUCCUUCCAGAAACGCUUAACAAAGACUUACCGGACACUAUUGAAGAGGGAAAACUAUUUGGAACACCAGGAUACGAUGCCAUGAAGAAAAUGGGAAACGUCAAUAAAAGUUUUGCUAUGGAAGGAGAAUUAUCCGCACACGCGGGCAGCGUGUAAAUGGACACACUUCAACUUCCUUG
Molecule: messenger RNA, 673 nt
Organism: Pecten maximus
Lineage: Eukaryota; Metazoa; Mollusca; Bivalvia; Pectinida; Pectinidae
Product: organic cation transporter protein-like
Exons: 4
Coding region: 12-650 (212 amino acids)
Biological process (GO): transmembrane transport
Molecular function (GO): transmembrane transporter activity
Source: RefSeq, a predicted model, not a curated record